Messenger RNA from Parus major (Great Tit), 1893 nucleotides. RefSeq names its product ADAMTS like 5 (gene ADAMTSL5). Gene Ontology annotation, cellular component: extracellular matrix. The transcript is spliced from 13 exons. The coding region runs from base 19 to 1893 and encodes 624 amino acids. Gene Ontology annotation, molecular function: metalloendopeptidase activity; protein binding. Gene Ontology annotation, biological process: extracellular matrix organization. Lineage: Eukaryota; Metazoa; Chordata; Aves; Passeriformes; Paridae. The record is from RefSeq and is a predicted model, not a curated record.
CCCGGAGCUGCGCAGGCGAUGCCCGCUCGCCCCGGGUCCCCCCCGCUCCCCGCAGCCGGGACACCGGACCGGGACCGAGCCGCCGGGACGCCGCGGGCGAGGCGCGGCAUGGCCGGGGGGGGCUGUGGGGGCGGCUCGGACCCCCGCGGGGGACCCCACGGUGCUGGGUCCUGGCGGCCGUGGCGGCUGCUGCUGCUGGCCUGGCUCAGCCUGGUGGGCACGGCGCAGGACUCAGCCCUGGGGAUCCCAGCGAGGGUCUCUGAGCCCCCUGCUCGGCCCCGGGGGAUUUGGGGGUCCUGGGGACCCUGGAGCUCCUGCUCCAGCUCGUGUGGGGACGGCGUCGCCCUGCGCAGCCGGAGGUGCCUGCGGACCAGCGAGGAGCAGCCGUGCCCGGGGGACCCGCGGCAGUACCGGCUCUGCCAGCUCCAGGGCUGCCCCAGCGGCUCCGUGCCCUUCCGGGCCAUGCAGUGCUCCCUCUACGACAACCGGCCCGUCCUGGGCACCUCCGCCCGCUACCGCUGGGUGCCCUUCCACGGAGCCCCAAACCUCUGCGACCUCAACUGCCUGGCCGAGGGACACAACUUCUACUACAGCUUCGGCCGGGUGCUGGACGGGACCCGCUGCGGGCCCGGCUCCCCGGACCUGUGCGUCGGCGGGCGCUGCCUGAGCGUGGGCUGUGACGGGAUCCUGGGCUCGGGCUCACGCCCCGACGCCUGCGGCCACUGCGGCAGCGGCCACGGCUCGUGUGUCCUCGUUCAGCGGCUGUUCCAGGGCUCGGACCCCUCCUCCGCAUAUUUGGGAUACGUGAAUGUGACCAAGAUCCCGGCCGGGGCCACCCACAUCAAGGUGACGGACAGGAGCCGCAACUACCUGGCGCUGAUGGCGAGUGACGGGCGCUACGUCCUCAACGGGGACUGGGCCAUCGCCUGGCCGGGGCCCUACGAGGCUGCGGGCACCCUCCUGACCUACAGCCGGGCCCCCGACGGCACCGAGAGCCUGGAGGCGCCCGGACCCACCCAUGAGGACCUACACGUGAUGGUGCUGCUGCAGGAGCCCAACCCCGGUAUCGAGUACCGGUUCUGGCUGCCCCGCGGGCACCCCCAGCUCGGCCGCGGUGACACGAGCCCCCUGCGGCAGCCGCAGCCCCGGGGGGCCGGCAGCCCCCCGCCCCCGGAGCCCCCGCUCAGCCCGGCCCCCGAGCCGCCCCCACAGCCUGGGGGCUUCACCACGGAGCCACCGCCGAGGAGCCCCCCUGGCCGGAGCCAGGACGGGGCUGCCGCAGGGCGCUGCGGGAGGUGCCGCCCGCCCAAGGGGCGCUCCCAGCGCAUCCGGCACUUCUGCCAGAGCGACUUCGUAUUCCACGGGCGGAUCCUGGCGCGGCGCCUGGUGGGGCAGGAGACGCGCUACGAGGUGGAGGUGAAGGAGCGGUACCGGCAGCGCUUCCCGCUGGUGGCCCGGGAGUACCUGUGGGUGCCCAACACCUGCGGCUGCCCCGCGCUGCGCUCGGGCGGCGAGUACCUGCUGAUGGCUCGGCGCCACGUGAACCACGAGCACACCUUGAACCGCAUCCUGCUGCAGGACGACGGCUACGCCCGGCCCUGGACGCCCCGAGCAGCUCGCACCCUGCAGCGUGUCGCUGUCGCUGUCCCCAUGGCCGCGUGCCAGGCUCUGCCUGCCGGGGUCGGGGACCUCCCGCUUAUCUCCCUUCCGGCGGAGCCGAGCGUGUCCCCCCCCCGAUGCCGGAGCUCCCCCGCCCGUAACCCAACCCUUGGGCUGGUGGCGGCCACCGCGGGGCCCCUGUGGGGACAGGAGGUGACCGGGGGCACCCCGGGGGGCUUCGCCAGCUCGGGGCCGCCUCGGGGUGGGUUUGGAGCUGAUGCCAGGAGAAGCUGA